AUGAGCCGCCACAUGCUAUAUCCCUUAUACCAGUUGGAUAACCCUCAGCUGAGAAUAUUUCGCCCCACCUUCAAUCUUACCCUGGUCAGACCGGGCAAAGAACAGCCACCUGAUACAGUACAGUUUCGCAUUCCCUUGGAAAUGACCAAAUGUGAUGUGAGAAACUAUCUAGAGAAGAUAUACAGCGUUCCUGUAGCAGCCGUAUGCACAAGGAUCCAGUAUUGUACAAACAAGAAAAGAAACCACUUAAACCAGUGGGUGAGGAGGCCAGAUUACAAAGUGGCAUAUGUUAGCUGUGCUCAUUGCGGACAGACUUUCCAGUUCCCAGAUAUUUUUCCAGAGAAGGACAAGAAGCACGAGGAGGGCUCUAUUGAGGAGAUGCAGGAGAAGUUCAUGGAGGACGAGCGUCAGAGGCAGAAACCAGAUCCUAGAAGAGGUGGAGUCACUGAAUGGUUUGGCCUCUAG
Myxocyprinus asiaticus (Chinese sucker) is the source of this 465-nucleotide messenger RNA. RefSeq names its product 39S ribosomal protein L23, mitochondrial-like. Gene Ontology annotation, molecular function: structural constituent of ribosome. Bases 1 to 465 code for a protein of 154 amino acids. NCBI's taxonomy places the organism in Eukaryota, Metazoa, Chordata, Actinopteri, Cypriniformes, Catostomidae. The record is from RefSeq and is a predicted model, not a curated record. Gene Ontology annotation, biological process: mitochondrial translation. Gene Ontology annotation, cellular component: ribosome; mitochondrial large ribosomal subunit. The transcript has 6 exons.